Molecule: messenger RNA, 795 nt
Organism: Fusarium verticillioides 7600
Lineage: Eukaryota; Fungi; Ascomycota; Sordariomycetes; Hypocreales; Nectriaceae
Exons: 2
Coding region: 1-795 (264 amino acids)
Biological process (GO): protein transport to vacuole involved in ubiquitin-dependent protein catabolic process via the multivesicular body sorting pathway
Cellular component (GO): ESCRT-0 complex
Molecular function (GO): protein binding
Source: RefSeq, a predicted model, not a curated record
AUGGCCGCAGAUCGCCAGACUAUUAUUGAAGUGAACCGAUCGCUUCGCAACAUCAAAAAUGAACUCGAGAACCUCCUUGAGCGAGGCGUAAUUGACGACUCCGUCUACGAUACCAUCAGCACCGCUCUCCCCGGCGAGUCCUCCCUCUCGGGCCCCCUCAAGACUGCGACCGGCAACAAGAACACCAACACCGCUGCUCCUAAAGCCGCUACUCCCGCACCGGCUGCCCACGCGCCUCCUACCAAGGCCUUCGAGGAUCUCAAAGUCAAGUCGCAUUCGCCCGCGCCACCCGCCUACGAUCAGACUCCUCCUCCCGGCCCUCCCCCACGCAACGUCAAGCCCACUGUUGCCAACGCCCGUGCCCUUUACCGCUAUGCUGCCUCCGACGGUCGCGACCUGUCCUUCGAGAAAGAUGAUCGUAUCGCUGUGUACGAGUACAUGAACCAGGAUUGGUGGAUGGGCCGAAACGAGCGCACAGGACAGGAGGGUAUCUUCCCCCGAAACUACGUCCUCGUCGACCAAGAGACCAAGAAACCCGUUGCACCUAUCCCGCAGCCUCAGUAUGGCUACCCUGCUUACUCGCAGGGUCCUCCUCCUCAACAGAACCCCUACAACUCGCAUGUGCCACCCAUGGCUGUCGCUGAGGGAUCUGGACAGCCGCAGGGACAGGAGGGAGAUGGCAAGGAUAACAAGGUCAACGAGUACGGCAAGAAGUUUGGUAAGAAGCUGGGUAACGCUGCUAUUUUCGGUGCUGGUGCCACUAUCGGAGGAAACAUCGUCAACAGCAUCUUCUAG